GAAUCGGGGGAAGUUUACAGCGAGCUGACGGACUGGCAUCGACUUCACUGUCGGCCGUCAGCGCGCGCAACGCGUGUCCUCGCUCUCUCUCUCUCUAUCGCUCUCGCUCUCGCUCUCUCUCUCCCUCACACACACACGCACACACCGAGGCACACACUGUGGCACUCCGCGCGCCUCUCCACCUGAACGCGUCACAGCACGGCUCGGCUCCAGUGGGCUGCGAUACAUGAACAUCUUUGCAACGGUCGAGUUUGAUUCCCGGCCGGGUUCCGCGCGGCGCGUCUCGCCCCAGGACGGACAUGGACGUCAUUCCGAUGUGCAGCAUCUUCCACGAGCUCCAGAUCGUCCACGACACGGGAUACUUCUCUGCGCUGCCAUCGCUGGAGGAGUACUGGCAGCAGACGUGUCUGGAGCUGGAGCGCUACCUGCAGAGUGAGCCGUAUGUCUCCGCCACCGACAUCAAGUUCCAGGGCCAGGAGGAGCUGUGGAGCAAGCUGAUGCUGGCUUACGGCGAUAAGACCGCCGUCGCCGGGGACGACGACUCGGAUGCCGCCGAGCCCCUCCCCCGUCGGCGCGGCGACGAUGACCCGCGGCCGGACGGCGGCAGCUUCGUGUCCGACGCCAGCAGCGACGCAUCCGACUGCUCGGAGGAGCCGGCGGGGUCGCCCCUCCUUGACUCCCCCGCCCACCCCCUCGCCGGCCUGCUGCCGGGGGAGGGGCCAGAGGACGAGAGGAUGGGCUCCGCCCUCAUCGGCACGCCGCCCUCCUCGCCCGAGACCGUCAAGGAGGAGGCGGUGGGGGGAGGGGCCGCGGGCUGGGGCGCCGCCCUGACGCCCGGUGGGAAAAUACGGACAGGGGGCGGGGCCCGCGGCGCGCUGGCCAACGGGGAGGCGGGGGCUUCGCCGGACGGGAGGAGGCGUGUCCACCGCUGCCACUUCAACGGCUGCAGGAAGGUGUACACCAAGAGCUCCCACCUGAAGGCCCACCAGCGCACGCAUACAGGUGAGAAGCCGUACCGCUGCUCGUGGGAAGGCUGCGAGUGGCGCUUCGCCCGGAGCGACGAGCUAACGAGACACUUCAGGAAACACACCGGAGCCAAGCCCUUCAAAUGCAGCCACUGCGACAGGUGUUUCUCCCGCUCCGACCACCUGGCGCUGCACAUGAAGAGACACAUCUAAGAUGGCCGCCGCUGUGAGGUGUUCCUGGAUGUGUGCCCUGAGCUUUGAGGGGGAGGAGGAGGAGAGGGUCUCCGUGGAGACGUCUCCGCGAACGUUCCGGUCGGGGGAGGACAGCGGUCAGCCCAUAUUUGCCCCGCCCCCGGUGCCUCCGUCACCUGACCGGGGGCCCGACGCUCUCGGACGCUCGGCAUCCUGGGAGGGGACCUCUUCUUCUUCUUCGGUGGUGCUGGAUGCUUUUGUUUUGAGGGCUUGAGGGGCCGGCGCGCCCCCCAGGGCCCCGCCCCCCCCGCCGUGUGCAUGAUGACUGUGAGUGGCUGCGGCCGAUGCCUGGGCCGGCUUUAUGGAGUGGCUGGAGUUUGCGUUUUUUUGGACUCGGACUUUGGAUGAACAGCUUGGGAUCAAUGGAGCGCCCGGAAGGGGGAUGGGCUGGACGGAGGGGGAGUCCGGACAUUCAGGGGGGAGGGGGGGGGGGGGGGGGGGGGGGGGGGUGUUCCAUUGUCUGAUGAUGAGUGAAUGCGAGCUAAAACGUUUUGUUUUGGUGUUUGGUGGCGUGGUGUGAGUCUGGACUGUGGAGGGCCGGGGGGGGCGGGGGCAGGGGAGAGAGGGGCGCCCCCUGCCUGCCCGGCGGUGGGACCGCAGCCCCCCGUGUCACCACGGGGGCUGGGUCUGUUUUAGUGCAGCUAUUAAAUGUGCAAUGUAAUAACGUAGCCUGUUUCAAAAAAGUACACGCUUUGAAAAGCUC
Messenger RNA from Gadus morhua (Atlantic cod), 1920 nucleotides. Its product is annotated as Krueppel-like factor 6. Gene Ontology annotation, molecular function: DNA-binding transcription factor activity, RNA polymerase II-specific; RNA polymerase II cis-regulatory region sequence-specific DNA binding. Bases 300 to 1178 code for a protein of 292 amino acids. The transcript is spliced from 4 exons. Gene Ontology annotation, biological process: regulation of transcription by RNA polymerase II. Lineage: Eukaryota; Metazoa; Chordata; Actinopteri; Gadiformes; Gadidae. The record is from RefSeq and is a predicted model, not a curated record.